Botrytis porri is the source of this 873-nucleotide messenger RNA. RefSeq lists its product as uncharacterized. Bases 1 to 873 code for a protein of 290 amino acids. Gene Ontology annotation, molecular function: RNA polymerase II cis-regulatory region sequence-specific DNA binding; zinc ion binding; DNA-binding transcription activator activity, RNA polymerase II-specific. NCBI's taxonomy places the organism in Eukaryota, Fungi, Ascomycota, Leotiomycetes, Helotiales, Sclerotiniaceae. The record is from RefSeq and is a predicted model, not a curated record. Gene Ontology annotation, biological process: regulation of transcription by RNA polymerase II. Gene Ontology annotation, cellular component: nucleus. The transcript has 2 exons.
AUGGAACAGGAAAGCCCAACCGAAGACAUGCAGAAAUCAGAUGAAGUAUCAAAGCGAACAGCAAGGUCGAGGACGCCAACUGCGUGUUUACAAUGUCAGAAGAGAAAGCAAAAAUGUAGUAGAGAACAACCGUGUAGACAUUGUUCGAGAAGGUAUCCACCAGUGGACUGCAUCUAUACCUUUGAAGGGAAACAUAGCAUGGUGCAACCUCCAUCUCCGAAUAGGUUAUCUGUACUAGAUGACACCCCUGCAUCUUUCUAUGCAGAUCUAAAAAUCUCGGCGGGACGGCUUUCUACUAUUCCCUCUCAAAGCUACUCAAGCACAGUAUCAAACCAUGCAUACCAUCAAACACCUAACCAAAAUUCAAAAGAAAUAAAUAUGAGCUAUAUGCCCACGUUUGAUAUCACGAGCUCGGAGCCAUUCAAGUCCAAGUCUCCUUAUCAGGGAGUAUCGAGCGCUGCAAUACCUACCUCUGGAUCAUAUCCUGAAUCAGAAAUGGAAUCGAAUGAAUUGGACCUUCGACCCGUACCACAAGUUCCGACAAAUACACCAGAACAAAUUCCACUCUACGAUUAUAUGAAUGGUCCACAUCUAGAGACAGGAAGUUGGAAUCAACCUUCCGAAUCGAACACUAAUUCAGGAAUAGUUGGUUUCCAGAACUUCGGUCAGUCAUAUUUCACUCCAGCUCCAAUGCAGACCACAAACUCUGAUUCAUUUCAUGUCAAUCCCUCUCCUGCGUUUCAUCAAAGUUUUGGGUAUAAUGAAAUAUCAAAUUUGGACAAUUCGCUGGAUAUUGCGUUCUCGCCUGAAACGCCAGGUUGUCAAAAUCCAGAUUAUGGGGCAACGGGUGGGUAUUCUGGAUCUUACUACUAG